AGUUUCGAAACAUAAGCCGUUAUUGAUAUCACAGGAAACCACAGAUAAAUAUAUUUAUAGCAAUGAUUAAUUGUUAUUGUGGAACACCAUUAUAUUUUACGAAAUGUGAGGAUUAGCACGUCAUUACCAAUAUGUUGUUGCUAAUAUUAUUAUACUUAUCUACUGUGCGGAUUUAUUGUUUUGCGUCCGAAAAAGAUAUAGUGGUUAAUGACCAUGAUAACACGACAUGUUCUUACAAAAAAUGUAUAAAUAAGUGCUGCCCUAAGAACCAAUAUGCGAUUGUUGGUGAGAACAACUUUAUCUGCACCGAUAUAGAUUUCAAGACGAACUACUCAACUGUCUAUCUCUACGACAGGCACGAACAUGAUCAGCUAACGAAUAAAACCUUGGGCGAUCUGUUCAUGUUACUACCAGGAAAAUUUUUGAAUGAUACAUUUUACGAAUCACAAACUUUUUAUGACAGUUUUGGAUUACCUACUUAUUUAAACGAGGAAGGAUUGGUAUACACAGAAGUACCUAAUACGUACAACCGAUGGCAAAUAAUACCAAACACAGAUUUCUGCAUAGACUAUUUUGAUGAUCGUGAAUUUGCCCAAUCAGUUAAACUACGACUGAGCAUUGUAGAGCUGACUGAUGAUGAUGAGGAUACAGAGGGAGACUAUUUAACAUAUGCUCUCAUCGUGUCUGCAGUAUUCCUCGGAUUGAUUCUGCUCGUGUACUUCUUAUUACCAGAAUUGCAGAGUCUUGGUGGUAAAAUAUUGAUGUCAUGCGUGUGCAGCAUGAUGGUCGCGUUUGUUCUGCUGGCGAUAGUAAAAAGUGGACCAUACUCGGCAGAGAUAUGUAUAAAUCUCACAUGUGCUACAUAUUAUUUUUUCAUGGCUGCGUUUUGUUGGAUGAAUGUCAUGUCCUACGACAUAUGGUGGACGUUUCGAGGUUACGCCAAAGCAAGGCAAAUUCACCGUCGUGGUGAAAUGUUUAAAUUUCUAAUGUAUAGUCUAUACGCUUGGGGAGUGCCGUUACUUAUGACGCUAAUACUUUAUUUUAUGAAUGCUGCGGAUCUUAGCCACGUUCCGUGGAUUAUUCAGCCAUCGGUCCCACUUUUGGGUUGCUUUUUGACAGGUGGGCAGCAGCUAGUGUAUAUGUACGACCCUAUGUUGACAAUGCUCUGCGGCAAUUACCUGUUCUACUUUCUUACGGCAUUCAAUAUUUAUCGACUGAGUCGGUCUAAUAAUUUAGUUUUCAAGUCUGCUGCCGCCGGCUCACCGGCUGCUCAUCGAGCUCAAAAGCAAAGGUUAAUGCUGUACUUGAAAUUGUCUACCAUAAUGGGCCUAAACUGGGUUCUUGAAUACAUAAGCGCCAGAUAUCCAAAAAUACAAAAUAUCUGGUACGUGACGGACACGUACAACAUGCUUAUAGGAAUAUCCCUAUUCCUUAUUUUCAUAUGUAAGAAGAAAAUUUAUGUGAAACUUUUACGAAGAUUCCAGGGUAUGAUGAGGAAAAACUAUGCAUUACCGAGGCAAAUACCAAAAAGAAGUCACACGAGUUCUACAUUAGAAUCAGAUAUAAGUCAAGAAAUACCUCUCAACGGAAUAAGCUCUCAUCCUAAUGGAAGUAACUUCAACUCAACGAAGACUUUCAAAAUAUAAUCGUAGAAUGAAGUUGAAUAGUAUGGAUAUGCCGUACAUUAAAUAUAUUUUUGUGAUAAUAUAAUACAGUUUUUUAAGUUAAAGGCA
Molecule: messenger RNA, 1733 nt
Organism: Leptidea sinapis
Lineage: Eukaryota; Metazoa; Arthropoda; Insecta; Lepidoptera; Pieridae
Product: G-protein coupled receptor Mth2-like
Exons: 8
Coding region: 132-1646 (504 amino acids)
Biological process (GO): G protein-coupled receptor signaling pathway; cell surface receptor signaling pathway
Cellular component (GO): membrane
Molecular function (GO): G protein-coupled receptor activity
Source: RefSeq, a predicted model, not a curated record